This is a messenger RNA of Drosophila santomea, 1597 nucleotides long. RefSeq names its product prolyl 4-hydroxylase subunit alpha-1. The coding region runs from base 28 to 1458 and encodes 476 amino acids. Gene Ontology annotation, biological process: peptidyl-proline hydroxylation to 4-hydroxy-L-proline. NCBI's taxonomy places the organism in Eukaryota, Metazoa, Arthropoda, Insecta, Diptera, Drosophilidae. Gene Ontology annotation, molecular function: protein binding; iron ion binding; L-ascorbic acid binding. The transcript has 6 exons. Gene Ontology annotation, cellular component: endoplasmic reticulum. The record is from RefSeq and is a predicted model, not a curated record.
UUUAAACACGUUAAUGUCUUGGCUAGAAUGUUGCUUCUUUUGCUAGUUGUAACUGCCUGUCUUGGUUUUCAAGUUAAGGGCGAGGUUGUAUCUGCUCCAGACUCUUAUGGCUUUGCAAUAUCCUCGGAGGCCCAGUUGUCGUUGCUCAAGUUGAAAGAAACACAAGUCAACAAUCUACACAGCUAUAAACAAGUUUUAAAAAUACACUUACAGAAAAUUAAGCGAGCCAUACGAUACUCUGAAGAUCUGCUGAAAACGACCACCAAUUUUCAUAGUAACUUAAUUUUUGGAUAUAAGGUUCUACCAAUCAUUCACAAUGAUUGGCCCCAGUAUUUCAGACUAUUGAAGAAAGAUCUAGGCAGUGAGGAGAUUGCGGUUUCUCAGAAGUUAUUAACACAGCACCCAACUUCUGUGGACUUUGAAGAAUCAAUGGGUGCAAUGCGUAGACUUCAAACCGUAUACGAUUUGGACUCCUAUGCCAUGGCAGAAGGCUUUAUGGAUGACAAAGAUAAGAACAUUAGGAGCUGGAGAACUGAUGAGAGUCUAAUACUCGGUCUGAUGUAUCUAUUCCUAGGACACUACAAUCAAUCGGAGAAGUGGUUGCAAUUGGCUCUCUAUUACUACGGGGAUUAUCUCAGUCCAGAGGAGCUUAAAAUGAAACUUUGGAACUACCCGAACCUGUUGGAAGCCCUGGUGGAGGCCAACAAGGGACUUGGCCGUUAUUUGGAAGCUAAAAAGUAUGCGAAGGAGCUGCUCUCGAUUAAUCCCAAUCACACUUACAUGUUGACACAGCUGCCAAAGCUGAAAUAUUUGCAAUCAAAUCCGAUCAAACUCACGAAACCAAAGAAAUAUUUCAAACUCCAGAAGGCAAUAUGCUCCAAACGCUAUAGGAGGAAAUCGGGAGUCCUUGUAUGUCGCUAUGUGGAUUGGACACCAUUCCUGAAACUGGCACCCUUAAAAAUGGAGGAAUUGUCCAUGACACCACAUAUAAGUAUUUUUUACGGAUUCCUCGGUCCAAAGGAUAUUGAAGUUUUAAAGAAUGUAUCCAGACCAAAACUUCAACGAAACGAGCAUUUAUCGGCGAAUUGCAGUUGUAAAAUCGGAGGUCUUUCCAGUUCUUCACAUGAUGUUGUACGCAAAGUAAAUGAAUUGAUCCUAGAAAUUACUGGAUUUCCAUCGAAGGGAAAUCAAAUGCUAGAAGUCAUAAAUUAUGGUAUUGCUGGCAACUACAAUCCCGAUGACACUGGGCAGCCCAGGAAACACAACAAAGCAAAUGCUUUCAUAUUUUUGGGCAAUGCUGGAAAGGGCGGAGAAAUAGUUUUCCCUUCUCGCGAUCUAAAAAUCAGACCUCGAAAGGGUUCGAUGAUAGUUUGGGAGAAUCUCAAAAAGAGUUUUAUUUACCAUCAGUGUCCCAUUUUAAAGGGAACCUUGUGGGUGGCUAACAAAGUGUUAAACUGACGUUUGUGCUUCAUAAUUUAUGUACUUUUGCAGUUCUUGAGUUAUUACGAAUAUGUGCUACACAUAUUUUACAUUAUUCUAGUUUCAUACACUUUACAAUUUUCAAAUUAUAUUUUCUAAUAAAUACCUUAAAAAAGUA